This is a messenger RNA of Antrostomus carolinensis (chuck-will's-widow), 1409 nucleotides long. RefSeq names its product BRD4-interacting chromatin-remodeling complex-associated protein-like. NCBI's taxonomy places the organism in Eukaryota, Metazoa, Chordata, Aves, Caprimulgiformes, Caprimulgidae. The transcript has 3 exons. The record is from RefSeq and is a predicted model, not a curated record. Gene Ontology annotation, biological process: positive regulation of DNA-templated transcription. The annotation marks the transcript as partial. Gene Ontology annotation, cellular component: SWI/SNF complex.
UGGACGAGGAGUUCGAGGUGGUGUCCACGCAGCUGCUGAAGCGCACGCAGGCCAUGCUCAACAAGUACCGCCUGCUCCUGCUGGAGGAGUCGCGGCGAGUCAGCCCUUCGGCGGAGAUGGUGAUGAUCGACCGCAUGUUUAUACAGGAGGAGAAGACGAUGCUGGCGCUCGACAAGCAGCUGGCGAAGGAGAAACCAGAUGAGUACGUCUCCUCCUCCUCCUCCCGCUCGCAGAACCUCUCCUCCUCGGUCACCUUGGCCUCUGUCUCCAGCUCAACACCAGCUCCCGACAACCUGAAGGUCCCCCCGGCGCAGCCAGUCCCUCCUCUUCACCCCACCAAACUGGUCAUCAAGCACAGCGGGGGGUCCCCGUCGGUCACCUGGGCCAAAGCUUCUCCUUCCUUGGAUGGGGACGAGGACACGUUGCCCUCGAGGAGCAAACCCCCCAUCAAAACCUACGAGGCUCGGAGUCGGAUCGGCCUCAAGUUAAAGAUCAAACAAGAAGCCGGGUUGAGCAAAGUGGUUCAUAACACCGCCCUGGACCCCGUCCACCAACCACCACCCCCUCCCAUCUGUCGGGUCAUCAAAGGACCCGACCCCCACGUCACCACCGUGACCACCGCCACCUCCACCAACGCCGGGCAGAUGAACGGCACCGUCGACCACAUCACCUCCACUCCCACCGAGAAGAAACCCAUGGUGACCUACUGCCGGCUCCCUCUUCGCAAGACCUACCGCGAGAACGUCGACGCCUUCGUGGCCGAGAAACCCACUGAAAACCCCUGUCCCAAAGGAAACGUCCCCAAAACUGACAAACUCCCCCCUGGUGCCCUCGUCAUCAAGCAAGAGGAUGGAUCCAGGAGCGUCAUCACCUCCCACAAGAGCCAGGACAGCCCCUCGGUGGUGGAGAAGAGCCGGUCGGAGGAGAGCUCCAAGCUGCCGUUCUUCAACCGGAGCGACACCCGUUCCUUGGUCCUUCAAGACAACCCGGCUCCACCGAAGACCGACGACUCCACCAGUGGCCUUAUGAAGGAGCUUGCAGAAGUAGAGGAUGAAUUUUAUCGUGGGAUGAUAAAACCAGAACCUCCCGAUCAGAGUUCGGGUUCAGAACUCAACUGGGAGGUGCCGUUACCUCCCGCCAAGAGGAGAAAGUCAGAAUCAUUCGAGGUGGACAACGCCAGUUUCUCCAGCGACAGCCCCCAAGAUGAUUCCCUCAACGAGCACCUCCAAAGCGCCAUCGACAGCAUCCUCAACCUCCAACAACCUCAGACAGGGGGGCAGAACAUCCGGACUCCUUCAUCUUCCUACAACUCCUCUUCCUCUCCUUUCUCCUCACCCGUUCAUCGUACGGACACUUACCUUGCCCCUAAUCACAACGGUGGCCUUGGAGCAAGGACGUUGAAUAGAUAA